CUCUUUACGUCACUGUCAAAAAUGGCUGCGCUCAGUGUGGAAGUGGCAUGCCGGUCUCUACUCAGGCGCGGAGCUCGUUUACUUCCACAGAGACGGUAUCACAAGUGUCCAGCAUCACAGUGUUUGCUCAGGAUUCGCUCACCUGGAAUAAAACAACUGUUUGUAGUAACAAGUGCCCGAUACCAAAGCACAGUGACUGAAGUCGCCAACCAGACCCCAGUGCUACCAGAGAUACAAUUACAGCCCUCUACUACACUUGACAAUGUUCUGCCGCCACCUCUUGUUGAGGCAGCCCCCACAGUCUCUGAAACCAUACUCCCUGAAUCGGUACAACAGAGUCUGGCAGAUUUGGGCCUCGGUGGUCAAACUCCUGUUGGAUUAAUACAGAACUUUCUGGAGUUCCUUAAUGUUGAUGUUGGUUUGCCUUGGUGGGGAGCAAUAGUAACUGGAACGGUACUUGCUCGUAUUUUAGUAUUCCCUCUGAUUGUCAAAGGACAGAGAGAAGCUGCCAAACUCAACAAUCACAUGCCACAAAUCAGCUCGAUGACAAACCGUAUGAAUGAGGCCAAGCAGUCUGGGAACAAAUUUGAAUUCUCAAAGGCAUACUCUGACCUAACUCUGUAUCAGAAGAAACAUGAUGUCAAUCCACUACGUGGCUUUUUGGUGCCCCUAGUUCAGGCACCCAUUUUCAUCUCGUUUUUUGUGGCCCUGAGGCAGAUGUCAUACCUUCCCGUUCCCAGUAUGCAAAGUGGGGGGCUCUGGUGGUUCACAGAUCUUACUGCAGCUGAUCCUUUUUAUAUACUGCCCCUGACAGUGACUUGCACUAUGUGGGGAGUACUGGAGCUGGGAGCAGAGUCUGGUGUUGAUAACCCCAAUCUCAAAAUAAUGAAGACUGUCUUCCGUGUGAUGCCAUUGAUAAUUUUGCCUCUUACAAUCAACUUCCCCACUGCAGUGUUCACAUACUGGGUGACAUCUAACGUUUUCUCACUAGCCCAGGUGAGCUUUCUGAGAAUCCCAGCUGUCCGUAAAAAACUAAAAAUACCUGAAAGGAUCAAGCAUGACGCGUCUGCACUGCCGCCACAGGAGGGUUUCAUAAAGAAUCUUAAAAAAGGUUGGAAGAAUGCACAGAUGGCACAACAGUUGGAGGAGAGGGAGCGCAGGAUUAAGAAUCACCUGGAUAUGGCAGCAAAAGGGCCAAUGAGGCAGACAUUCUCCCACAAUCCUCUUCAGCAGAAAGAAUCAAACCCUGUGUCUCCAAGCAAACCCAAGUCAAAGCCUUGGCAGGACACAAUUGGAUGAAGCACUGUUACCCAAUAAACUCAAUAUUGUCCAUGCACACGGAUGAUGUAUCUGUGUGUUGCCAGUGAAUGUUGGACUUAAGAGACAAAACCAUAUAAGUCAUUCACAUUGUUCAAUGAAUAAAUUGUACAUUUUGGUGGA
Molecule: messenger RNA, 1440 nt
Organism: Xenopus tropicalis (tropical clawed frog)
Lineage: Eukaryota; Metazoa; Chordata; Amphibia; Anura; Pipidae
Gene: oxa1l
Product: oxidase (cytochrome c) assembly 1-like
Cellular component (GO): mitochondrial inner membrane; membrane
Molecular function (GO): membrane insertase activity
Source: RefSeq, marked provisional